AUGGUUAUCGGUGGCAUCUUAAUUGCUGGGGCUAAUGGUCUCUUCUUGGCCUUCAUCUUUCUUGACCUCUCUGCAGCUUUGGACACGAAUAUAAAUGGCUUUGAGGAAGGAGUGGAAUUCCUGCCAGCCAACAAUUCGAGGAAGGUGGAAAAAAGAGGACCGAAGCGUUGGGUUGUGCUGCUAGCAUUGGUGCUCUUCUUCAUCCUGAUCUCCCUUAUGGUUGGAUUCUUGGUGUGGCAUUUUAACUAUAAGAAUGCACGAGUGCAGAAAAUCUUCAAUGGCUACCUGAGGAUUACAAACGAGAACUUUAUAGAUGCCUAUGAGAAUUCCAACUCCACAGAAUUUGCAAACCUGGCGGGCAAGGUUAAGGAAGCACUAAGGUUUUUAUACCAUGGAAUCCCAGCCCUUGGGCCCUUCUACAAGGAAUCUGGAGUAACAGCCUUCAGUGAGGGCAGUAUCAUUGCCUACUACUGGUCAGAAUUCAGUGUCCCCCAAGAUAUGGUAGAGGAGGUUGAUCGAGCCAUAUCAAAAGAAUAUGUCCUGUCACUACCUCCCAGAUCCCGCGCCUUACAGUCCUUCAAUGUGGCUUCAGUUGUGGCUUUCCCCACUGAUGCCAGAACAGUACAGACAUCUCGAGACAACAGCUGCAGCUUUUCCCUACAUGCCCGGGCUGGUGAGGUAACCCGCUUUACCACACCAGGUUUCCCAGACAGCCCCUACCCAGCACGUGCCCGCUGCCAGUGGGCUCUGCGUGGAGAUGCCGACCUGGUGCUGAGCCUCACCUUCCAAAGUUUUGAUGUCGCAGCAUGUGAUGACGAUGGGAAUGAUGUGGUCAUGGUAUAUGACACCCUGACCCCUGUGGAACCUCGAGCUGUGGUGCAGUUGUGUGGCGUUUACCCUCCCUCCUACAACCUGACCUUCCUCUCCUCUCAGAAUGUCAUGCUUAUCACGCUCAUCACCAACACUGUUCGGCGCCAUCCUGGUUUUAAGGCUGAGUUCUUCCAGUUGUCCAAGAUGACUGAAUGUGGAGGUCACCUGACUGGAGCGCAGGGGACAUUCAACACCCCCUAUUACCCAGGCCACUAUCCCCCCAAUAUUGACUGCACGUGGGUCAUUGAGGUGCCCAGAAACCAAAAUGUCAAGAUUCGUUUCAAAAUCUUCUAUCUGGUGGAGCCCCACCAAAUUGUGGGUACCUGCAACAAGGACUACGUGGAAGUCAAUGGGGAAAAGUACUGCGGAGAGAAGCCACAGUUCGUGGUGUCCAGCAGCACUAACAAGAUCACUGUCCGUUUCCACUCAGAUGAGUCCUAUACUGACACGGGGUUCUUCGCUGAGUACCUCUCAUAUGACUCCAGUGACCCCUGCCCUGGUAUGUUCACCUGCAAAACGGGACGCUGUAUCAGUAACAGUUUGCGUUGUGAUGGCUGGGCCGAUUGCACAGACUUCAGUGAUGAGCUUCAUUGUGUGUGUAAUGCAACCAGCCAGUUCACUUGCAAGAACAAAUUUUGUAAGCCCCUCUUUUGGGUCUGUGAUGGACUGAAUGACUGUGGGGAUAACAGUGAUGAGCUGCAAUGCAGCUGCCCAGAUCAGACCUUCAAGUGUAGGAAUGGGAAAUGCAUCCCGGAGAGCCAGAAAUGUGACAAGAAGGAUAACUGUGGAGACGGGAGUGAUGAAGCCGAGUGUGAUAGUGUUUGGACUGUGCCCUGCACCCAACACACAUACAAGUGCCAGAGUGGAGUGUGUCUGAGCAAAGGGAACCCAGAGUGUGAUGGGCAGAAAGACUGCAGUGAUGGCUCGGAUGAGAAGAACUGUGAUUGUGGAAUCCGGUCAUUCAGUAGACAGUCAAGGAUCGUUGGAGGCCAGAACUCAGAUGAAGGAGAGUGGCCGUGGCAGGUGAGCCUCCACGCCGAGGGCCAGGGUCACAUCUGUGGGGCGUCAUUAAUCUCCUCCACCUGGCUUGUUUCUGCGGCCCAUUGCUUCGUUGAUGAGUUAGGAAUCAGGUACUCUCAGCCCAGUGUAUGGACAGCCUAUCUGGGUCUGCAUGACCAGAGCAAGCGUAGUGCCCGAGGGGUGGAAGAGAGGGGGUUCAAACAGAUCAUCCCUCACGCGGCCUUUAACGACUACACCUUUGACUAUGACAUCGCUGUUCUAGAGCUGGAUGAGCCUGUGGAGUUCAGCUCUGUGAUUCGGCCCAUCUGCCUGCCUGAUUCAUCUCACACCUUCCCUGCGGGCAAGACCAUCUGGGUGACGGGCUGGGGGCACACAAAGGAAGGAGGCUCUGGGGCAUUGGUCCUGCAGAAGGGGGAGAUUCGAGUGAUCAAUCAGACCACGUGUGAGUCUUUGCUACCCAAUCAGGUGACCCCACGUAUGAUGUGCGUGGGCUUCCUCAAUGGCGGUGUCGAUGCCUGCCAGGGUGAUUCAGGAGGCCCUCUCUCCAGUGUAGAGAAUGAUGGACGGAUGUUCCUGGCUGGGGUGGUGAGCUGGGGUGAAGGCUGUGCUCGACGGAACAAGCCAGGUGUCUACACGAGAGUCCCCACGCUUCGGGACUGGAUUAAAGAGAAGACAGGAGUGUAGGAGUUGCCCUAAAUGUGCUGUCCUCUCCUAACACAUUCGUAUGAAAAUUGAAGAUGGACCAAUGGACUUGCGCCUCCAGGAUAUAAACCCUAUUCUUGUCUUUGGGGAUCGUGAACCUACCUGGGGAGCCUCAGACUUACCUCAGGCCCAGCCCCAAACAAACUCGUAGGAAAUGGGUAUGGAGGACCAUUGAGCAGCACCUGUGCCUCAGCUUAGUGUCUGAGGUUUGGGGACCCAGAUUUCCCCCCAGCCCCAGCCCUGAGUCUGGAUCCGAGAGACUUUCCUAAGCUUUCUGUGUUUUGUCCCCAAGGAGAAGCUCUAAGUGUGUCUCCCCGCUUUGCUCAGAUUAGGACAUCCUAUGUGGUCAGUACUUACUGCUGGGGGAUCUGGGCCAUGGAGCUCAGCUCAUGCCUGACCCUGAAGAAAAUGAGGACGAAGAAUCUGAACUGCUUUUCCUGACUCCCAGUUUGUGUGUGUGUGUGUGUGUGUGUGUGUAGUUUUUAAUACUUUUUAAAUUAAUGAUUUUACACCAGAAUUGAUUUCCCUCCUCCACUGCAGGUCAGACAUGCCUUUAUUAUAUCUACACACUCACAGAGUGGGUGGGUUGGGGGGCACAUGGGAGUACCAGACUGUAUGAUACAGUGCCACGGAGAGAGGGUGGCCAGUCUUACUGUAUUCUCCAAACAAGCCAGCUCCAUAGUCUCUCCUGUGGCCCCUUGGAAGAACAGAAAUUCUGCAGGCUUCAGAGGUGUAAAAGGGGUCAUUGAGUGCAGGGGACGGCAGCGGCUUAGAGUUUGGUCACACAGAGGUUUCUCUAGGAAGCACCAGGCUAUUCCCUUCCAGAUGCUUUUGCUUUAGGAGAGAAGGAUUCCCCCUACUCUGAGAAGGGGGAAAUAACAGUAUAUAUCUAUGCUGACCAAGGUCCUACACAUGGAUGGGCUGCCAGUCCUAUUCCUAGACUAAAUGUUGUUCUUGGACCAUGGAGAAACAAUAUCUUCUUGUUGGAAUUGUGACACCCUCAACCUCCCUUUGUCCCCCACUUUGGAUUCUCUCUACCUCAGGCACAGGAGAAGAAAAUUUAGCUUUGUUUCUUUAAUUUAAAACUUUCUUGGGGGGCAGCUAGGUGGCACAGUGGGUAGAGCACCAGCCCUGGAGUCAGGAGGACCUGAGUUCAAAUGUGGCCUCAGACACUUGAUGCUUACUAGCUGUGUGACCCUGGGCAAGUCACUUAACCCCAAUUGACUCACCCCCCCCCAAAAAAAACCCCAACUUUCUUGGCUUUUGUGCUUGGGAUGGCCCACUGAGGGUCAGUGUUGGCUGAUGCUCCUCAGAGCUGGAGAAGAGUUCAAUUUAAUUCAUAUCAGCAGACACUUUUAAAGGGACUACUGGGUGGAAAACACAGGGCUUCAUACUAGGGGAAGUACAGAGUUGAAAUAAAACAAUCCCUGCCUUCCUGGAGCUUACAAGUCUGGUGGAGUCUUAGAUGUUCCUUGUUCCCAGGGCCUGGACACGGCCUCCUGUUGCUUUUCUCAUCCCAGUCUGACCCCUUGUACUUGUUCUACUGUGUUUGGGGGAAAGGGAGAAUGGCUGUGGUCUGUCUGUACUGGACCUCACAAAGCACUGGGGUUGAUAGACAAGUAUGUGAAUGGGUCCCCCUCUGGGGCCCAGGGUGAGGGAGGGGACUUUGAUCUGCAAUAGAGGGGAGGAGGGUGAAUAAUAGGAAGAAUAAGAAAAUGAUUUCCAAAGAAAUGACUGAUGUGUACAGUUUAUUCUUGUAAUUGUUGCUCUGUUCUUGGUAAGGGCCCUAUUCUGGGCUUUCUCACUCAAAUGUAUUUAAGGUGCCAGAGCCCCAGGGAAGAAAUUGGGGACCAAAUGUACAUUAAAGGGAAAAGUUUUCCAUGAUUCCUGCCCUUGGUGUGGUUGCUAAGUAUUCAAUAAUUAACUCAGCAGCAAGGAUGAAUGCACCC
Dromiciops gliroides (monito del monte) is the source of this 4541-nucleotide messenger RNA. RefSeq names its product ST14 transmembrane serine protease matriptase (gene ST14). Lineage: Eukaryota; Metazoa; Chordata; Mammalia; Microbiotheria; Microbiotheriidae. Gene Ontology annotation, molecular function: protein binding; serine-type endopeptidase activity. The transcript is spliced from 19 exons. Bases 1 to 2574 code for a protein of 857 amino acids. Gene Ontology annotation, biological process: proteolysis; acrosome reaction. Gene Ontology annotation, cellular component: membrane. The record is from RefSeq and is a predicted model, not a curated record.